Messenger RNA from Sphenostylis stenocarpa, 966 nucleotides. The record is from the annotation of a GenBank genome assembly. NCBI's taxonomy places the organism in Eukaryota, Viridiplantae, Streptophyta, Magnoliopsida, Fabales, Fabaceae.
AUGGAGAAGAAACUUGGGAUGCAGAAUGAAGUUAAGGAAGCAGAAGGAGUUAAGGAGGAUGGAGAAGAAGUUAGGGAAGGAGAAAAGGUUAAGAAUGAAGAACAAGUUAGGGAAGGAGAAGAAAUUAAGGAUGGAGAAAUUGUUUGGGGUGGGGAAGAAGUGAAGGAAGGAGAAGAGGUUAAGGAAGAAGAAGAAGAAGUUUUGGAUGGAGAAGAAGUUAAGGGUAAAGAAGAAAGUAUGGAUGGGGAAGAAGUUUGGGAUGGAGAAGAAGUUAAGGAGGGAGAAAUAAUCAUGGAUGGAGAAGAAGUUAAGGAAGGAGAAGAAAUUAGGGAUGAUGAGGAAGAAAGUAAGGAUGGAGAAGAAGAAGUUAUGGACGGAGAAGAUGUUAAGGAAGGAGAAGAAACUAAGGAUGGAGAAGAAGUUAGGGAAAGAGAAGAAGUUUGGGAUGGAGGAGAAAAUGAAGUUAAGGAAGCAGAAGAAGUUAAGGAGGAUGGAGAAGAAGUUAGGGAAGGAGAAAAGCUUAAGAAUGAAGAACAAGUUAGGGAAGGAGAAGAAGUUAAGGAUGGAGAAAUAGUUUGGGAUGGGGAAGAAGUGAAGGAAGGAGAAGAGGUUAAGGAAGAAGACGAAGAAGUUUUGGAUGGAGAAGAAGUUAAGGGUAAAGAAGAAUGUAUGGAUGGGGAAGAAGUUUUGGAUGGAGAAGAAGUUAAGGAGGGAGAUAUGAACAUGGAUGGAGAAGAAGUUAAGGAAGGAGAAGAAAUUAGGGAUGAUGAGGAAGAAAGUAAGGAUGGAGAAGAACAAGUUAUGGACGGAGAAGAUGUUAAGGAAGGAGAAGAAACUAAGGAAGGAGAAGAAGUUAGGGAAAGAGAAGAAGUUUGGGAUGGAGAAGAAGUUAAGGAUGGAGAAGAAGUUUGGGAUGGAGGAGAAGAAUCGAAGUGUGGAGAAGAAAUUAAGGAAGAAGAAGUUUAG